AUGGCCACAACAACGAUUUCCCAGGGGUCGCAUCUGACCUCAACCUCCUCUACCGUCAUGGUCAGUUGCACUACAGCAGUACCAGGGGCGUACGGCUACGUGCCAUUCGACCCUAAUACCUGCAACUCCAACUAUCAAUUUUAUCCAAGCUUCACUGGCAACCUUGCCUUUGCCACAGUUUUCGGAUUGAGCACCAUUGCCCACUUGAUCGAAGCAAUCGCGUUUAAAAAGAAAUUCUGCUGGGUGGUCAUUAUGGGAGGGGCCUGGGAGACAGGCGCAUUCAUUGCACGAACACUCGGCUCCCGUGACCAACAAGAGGAACAGUUUGCCCUUUGGGGCCAGCUUCUCUUCAUUUUGGCACCACUUUGGGUGAAUGCCUUUGUGUAUAUGACAGUCGCGCGAAUGGUACAUUUCGGACUUGCCGACAAGCAAAUAUGGAAUAUCAAGGCGACCAAGCUGACCGUCAUCUUCGUUUGGAUCGAUGUCGUCUGCUUUCUCGUCCAAGCUGGAGGGGGUGGCAUGCUGUCAAAUAAAGACGACCCGAACAUAGCCAGACUUGGUAUAAAAAUAUAUACAGCUGGGGUGGCGAUACAGAUGACGUUUGUCAUUAUCUUUGGAGCCAUGACUGCAUGGUUCUAUCGCAGGAUACAUCAGGUACCUCGCUGCAAUAACGGCCGAAUGAAGGGUUUAACAUUGGUGACGUUGGCGGUAUUACUUCUUAUUAUGGUUCGAACCGUUUAUCGCUUGAUUGAAUUCGGACCCGGCCUCAAUGCGGACAACCCCCUACUAACGAAUGAAAUUUAUCCCUUCGCCCUCGAUGCGCUUCCGAUGAUCUUGGCGCUGACAAUGCUGAACGCGAUGCAUCCUGGCUUCGUUCUACGUGGGACGGAUAGCGAGUUUCCCUCUCUCGGCCGAGCGGAAAGAACAGCUAUGCGAAGGCAAAAAAAGAAGGAACGCCAACAGUCAAGGGCUACCAACAGUGCUCGCAAAAACAGAGAGUACAUCCGUAUGGAGCAUAUCGGGUAG
Molecule: messenger RNA, 1026 nt
Organism: Clonostachys rhizophaga
Lineage: Eukaryota; Fungi; Ascomycota; Sordariomycetes; Hypocreales; Bionectriaceae
Source: the annotation of a GenBank genome assembly